GUGUGAGUCACGCGAUAAGUAAAGGAAGUAGGUAUGUGGCAAGCUGAAAUGAAAAACAAUUUUAUUUCAAAAGAAAGAUAAUGGAGGCUUGCGGACUAGGUAUUUUAUGUUGCUUAAGACGGUAUCAUCAACCCAGAACCCCACAGCCAAAAGAGGUCUCCCAAGUCCAGCUAGAUACCGGCCAAAUGGGUCAGUGAGCAAAUUACAACCUGAAUUAGUUUGUGUAUUUUUCACGCUUACUUAUUCAUCGCUUCAAUAAUUUCAUACAUGCAUGUCGGUGUUGGUGUUUACCUGUAUGAGAGAGACCGCUCUAUAUUUCAGGAAAUGAGGUCGUUAUUGUGAAAUCUGGGAAGAGGAUCUGCGGAUCAGGAGCUGCUUUGGCAAAUGCAGCUAUCGUUCAAAAUAAAUGCUACUUUGAAAUGAAGAUACAAUCGGGAGGUAAGCAUUAAUUGUAAAGAAUGAUAACAGGGUUUAAUUCCUAACUCUUUCUGUCGAGUUUGUACUGUAUAUGUAAGUAUUACAUUGACGAGAAAAAGUUUUAUGAGUGGUUCGUCACUGACUAUUUACACCGAAUCAAAAGAUUUGAGUAGAAAACCAAGAAACUGUCACUGAAUUCCACUUGGCAAGUACCCUUUCACUUAGUUACUAUCCACCUACCCGUCCCUUAAGCCAAUGCUAUUACACUAACUUCUCACUCAAGACAGAUUACUGGUUUGGGGGUGGGGUAGGUGGGCAGCUGCCAGAAUAUUAUACAGUUAAACCUCCAUCAAACGGCCACCCCCAGGGUACCAGCGAGUUGCCAUUUAAUGAAGGUUGGCCACCCAGUAGAGGUUUGUCAUAAAUUAGCGUAAUCUUUGGCAGGAACAUCACAUUAUUUAGCAACAAACACAAAAUGGAAAUGGCAUAACUGGAACACAGUCAUUCAUCACCUUCUAUCGCGGACUGUACAUGUUUUAAAAUAAAGCCAAACUAACUCUAUCAAGUGCUUGAUUGCCACUAAAUAGAGGUAACAGGACUACAGUGGAGAAUCUUCGUCAGGAUAGCUAAAAGGUGGCCAUGGCCUCAAGAUGGAGGUGGCCACUUAAUAGAGGUCUCAUUUACAAUGAUUUCAAUUUUCUGCAUUUUUUUUUCGAGACAUUGAUUACUGGCUGACUGAUUAGAUGACCCUUUAUUGGAGGUUCAACUGUAGAGAUGUGACUUGAUUUACUAUACUCAUCCACCCUCUCUGGCUGUUCACUUGACAGGUGCAUGGGGGGUAGGACUAGCAACAAAAAAAUGUGACUUGAACAAGAUACCUUUAGGGAACAAUUCUGAGAGCUGGGUUUUAAGAUCUGAUGGUACUGUCGCACACAAUGGAAUUGUGAGACACAGGCUCAGAGAAGUGCCAGAGGAAGGAGACAUGAUAGUAAGUGCCUACCGUAUUUAUUUGAUUAACCGCCCUGGGUGCUUGUUAAAUUUUUGGACCUUGAGAGUGGGCGCUUAUUCGAGCUGGGCGCUUAUUAAAUUUUCAACAAUUUCAUCAAGUGUAGUAUGUUUAUUUUGCAACAAAACAAUAAAUAGUAAAAACAAAACGCGAAGAUGUAACAAAGCAAGGUUUCUGUAAAAUACUCUGAAGAAAACUCCGUCUUCGGAGAAGUCUCUUAUUAGUACUUAUUCAAUUUUUGGGGGGUGUGAGGGGAAAGGGGGUGGGGUGGGGGUGGGCGCUUAUUCGAGGCUGGGCGCUUAUUAACUUUUUCUGCCUUUAGGAUGGGCGCUUAUUCGGGGUGGGCGCUAAUUCGAGGUUGGGCGGUUUUUUGCAUUAAUACGGUAGUACCAUCUUCCUAAUUGACUGUGACAGUUACAUUGUACAUGUACCGUUUUAGUGCAUUUGCCAUUAUGACAUUCAUACCAAAUUGUUGGAGAAUCUAAUAUACAGAAACAUUCCCAUUCAGAUGUAUGCAGGGAAUAUAUGUUGUGGUUCAAUUUUGUCCUUGCUUUAAAUAUUAUUUUCCUUUGGUUUUGGUUUGGUAAUAUAUACGAUGAGUUUGAAUCAAAGGAAAAUAAAAUUUGAACCAAGGAUAAAACUGAACCACGACAUAUUCUUGUCAAAUUUGGAUCCUCCCCCUUAAAAAUCGUCUUAGAAGGGUACAGAGGGGGAGCUUUGAGAUGAGUUUUAAUCAAAGGAAAAUAAAAUUUGAACCAAAGAUAAAACUGAACCACAACAUAUUCUUGUCAAAUCUGGAUCCUCCCCCUUAAAAAUCAUCUUAGAAGGGUACAGAUGGGGAGAUUAGAGACCAGGCCCGGAUCCACACCGGUUUCCACCGUUUUAUGGAAAUCGGUCAGAUUUUUCGUAAGAAACUUAUUUUUAAUAAUAAGAACUUUCCAAGUUGAAUUCUGGAAAAUGGUCUGGACAAAUGUUUUCUUUUUCCAGUUUCUGGGAAUUUGAUGCCCUUCUCCCCCCCCAAUGAAUCAGAAACCCGGGAAAGCGAACUUUAGGUAGCUAGUAUCCAAAAAAAUUCCCGGGGUUCCAUGUUCCCGGGCUCCCCUAGAAGCUUGCUCUCUCGGCCCCUUGUUUGGGAAAUCGGUCAGUAUUUAUCCUAGAUCCACGCCUGGAGACCACAUUAUAGUGUAUAUAUAUACUGUCACUAACAGCCUAACAUGAUUUCUGGCUAGAACCUAAGAUCUUCCUAGGGGUUUAUUUAAUUCCCACCCUUCUAAUUGAACUUACCUGACAACUAGAAAUCGUGGUGACAGCCUUGCUGAAAUGGUGAAUAAUGAUCUGAUGACAAUAGGAAUUCACUUCUACUAUGUUAAGAAAUAUGAUCAAACUCUUAUCUUUUUGUUUUCUUUCUAGGCUUGCACCUAUGACCAUGUUGAACUGAAUUUCUACCUCAAUGGAAAACACUUGCAUUGUCCUCUGACAGGAAUGAAGGGAACAGUUUACCCAGUUUUUUAUGGUUGGUAGAAUUCCAAUUUGAGGAUGAAUAAAUCUUUCAAUUUCUUGUAUUUCCUCAGGCCUACACCCCCACGUGAAAAGUAUGGGGAAAUGUAUGUCAGGGUCAUCCAGACCCUUCGAUAAGGGGGGGCCCAGUCUCCAAAACAAAUUUUUUUGGCCCUUCAGGCUUCAGUUUGGUCUAAAAAUAAGGUGGGAUAUCGGGGGGCGGGCCCCCCAGGCCCCUCCCCUGGAUCCGCCUCUGAUUGCCAGGAAAGGCCUAUAACGAACAGCCACUUAUGCCAUUCUGUGUGCAUCCAUUUUGUUGAUUUAAUAGUCCUAACACUGUAUGCCUGUCUCUUCCUCACGUAUGCUGAGUUAUACUCAAAAUAAUCAUCUGGGAUUUGUUGGUUUGUUUUACUGUGACAAUAGAUGGAUCAGGUGACCAUAACAUUGUGACUUAAUUGACCAAUCAGGACAAUAACCAGAGUUUAAUACCAUGAACUAAACUCACUUUGACUCUAAAGACGAUUACUGCGCCGGUUGUCUAAACAUCAGUCACUGACAUCAACAGCCAUAUUCAAGACUAGGUUCACCUGGAUGAUCGUGCUAAAGCUACUUAUGGAUUUGUUUUUGUUUCUUUCAGUUGAUGAUGGAUCAAUCAUUGAUGUUAAUUUCACAGAUUUUGUCUAUCAUGCUCCAGAAGGAUUUCAGAAGAUUAUGUUUGAGAAAAAUCUUUUAUGAUCAAUAUUGUGAAAAUUAGGAUUUUUUAAUAAUUAAUAUUAUAUAUUAAUAUUAUUAGUAAUGGUAACAGGACUGAGGGGAGUCCAAUUUGGUCUGUUAUCAUACAAGUGAUUAACAAAAUCGGACGAACGCGUACCUGGAGUCCGAUUUGUUUAGUCACGAGUAUGAUUACAGGCCGAAUUGAACGACACAAAGUUCUGUUACCAAUUAAUCAUUACUUUAACAACAUUUGUGAUACAUAGGCUAUUUUUUAAAUCAAAACACAAGAAAUUCAAAAUUUUGUUUUGCUAGCAGUGAAAAAAAAAGCCAUUUAAGCACGCGCAUGAUGGCGUGUACUGUCCAAUUACUUAGACAUGACAUGUACUGUCCUAUUAAACUGUCCAAUUAAGGCUGAAAUCAGGACAGUUGAUAGCCAAUCAGAUUUGACAAUUUUGUUAUAGUUAUGAUUAUAUAGUGAAAUCUCCUUAUUAUGAAUGUUCCCAUUAUUAGAGAGGUUAAGCAUCAUGCUUACGUCAAAUGGCAAAUGUGAAUUUGUACCAUGUGACCAAGUUUCCCCUUUACUUGUUGUUUACUCUUCAUUAUUUCUACAAUUUUUUCUAUUUUGAGAAAUUUUCAACUUAUAUCUGCCAUUUGCCAUUUGCCAUAUAUGUGAAGCUUAAUCUCUCUAUUAUUUUUUUACUCCUACAAACCAUGAUUUCCAACAACAGUGUAGGUGUUCAUACUAAAAGAUGAUUGAAUUAGUUUGUAAUACUUUGGGACCCAAAAAAGCCACUGUAUUGACUUAAUGAACCAGGAAACAUACAAAUUUAUUCCCUUUAGAUUAUUCAUAAUCAAUGAAUUUUUGCGGCACUAGAGCAGUAUAAUGUUGGAGAAGUAUAACUUAAGGGUGGAUCUAAUUGAUCUUAUUCUACAAUAGAUUAUCACUAAAAGAUUGUUGCAAAUCACUUUAUCACCAGUGAAAUGCAACAUUUGUACAAUAUUAAAUAAGAAAUAGUGGUGACCAGUGGUAGGCUCAAUCGACCAAUUUCAAUAUAUUAAAAUUAUACUUAGCUCCAAGGCUUGGGGGAAUAAAACAAAAGAAAUGUAGUAUUCAUUGAAUGUAGUAUUCAUUCAAGUACGAAUUUUAAUAUAUAGAAACUGGUGUAUUACCAUCCACUGUUCAAGAAAAUGAGCCUGCAUUCCUCCCCAUUUAAGAGUCUCUCUUUGGAAAAGAUCAAAGACCAGACUCGAAAUAAAGGUGGAAAUGGAGCCUUAGACAAUAAAUAACUAUAAUUUUUAAAAAAAUAAUCAUGUAACCUAUUGUUAAAUGGUAUUAUCAUGUGUUAUAAAUCCAUACUUAACUAGAAGAUUCUGUAUGAAAUCCUCUAGCCGUUUCUUAAAACAAAAAAUUGUAACAAUAUGAAACAGUGAUGAGGAAUAUUUUGGUUUCAAUAAAGACUAUGAUAUAGGUGACUCAGAAAGCAAAAUUUUGGAAAUCAAUUAAAUUAGCAAUAAUAAUAACAAAAAAAAUAAUGAUAAAGUUAAGGAGGAUAACACUCUUAAUACUGUAGCCUGGUUUAAGUGUUCUUCUUGAUUUCACAAAUUUCCCUCACUUGACUCUGGCGGGCUACCCUUCUUAGCAACAUGCAACCUCGUUCCUAGGGUUCUCUCCUACCUGCCGGGGUAGGGCGGGUAGGAGAAAACACUGGGAACGAGGUUGAAGAACAAGCUUAUACUUUACAUAAAUUAAUUGUUUAACCAAGGAAGGGUCAUCACUCACUAACAGUUUUUUCUUGUUCUUAGAAGUACGUAAGUUCUGCAAAUAAUAUUCAGCCCUACCAGAUUCUCCCAAUAAAGAAAUUUAAGUGUAUGAAAAGUGAACCUCAAGCUGUGAAAGAAUCCAUUGCCAGAGUCGUGUGAAUCUUACAAGCAUAAUCCAUCUUAUUUUGUUUUGAGAAAUUAGUAUCCAAAUAAACUGUCUUAAUGGAUCGCCAUUGAGAUUAACUGUUGGGUAAGCUGAAAAAGGAAACAUGAUGUUUGAAGAAUUUGAUCGUUUAUCAGGAACGAUGAUUGCAUUAGCAGUAGUCUUUUAUAGUAACAAAAAUGUUUUCGUCCCAUGGAGUAAAUAAAUGCCAGAGCCAUGCUGUAGACAAUUUUUUUUUUAAUUUAAGAUUUUUUUCAGCAUACUUAGUACAAAUAGAUAGUCCUAACAAAGGACACAAAUAUAAGAAAUGCUCUACUACUACUCUAUUCUGAGGUCGCAUAAAUGCCCAAAUACAAUCAAGGCUUUUAUUUUAGAAAUAAUGGAGAAAAACAUUUUGCUCAACGUUUCGAUAUCGCAACAAUAAUAAAAUACAAAAGUAUAAUACCAUCAACUGACAGAGUACCAUCAGAGUAUAAUACCAUCAACUGACGUGAUACAACUCACUUUGACUCUGAAGCCGACUACCGCACAGGAUGCCGAAACGUCAGUCACUGUCAACAACAACAGUCCUAUUCAGGACUACGUUCACCCGGACUCAAACUCAACCUACUUUUGAAAUGACUCCUGGGUUCAAACCUUUCUCAAAAUAAAAAAUAUUGCCAAUAUUAUUUUCUAACUUGAAAAUGUUGUCGGGGCGACAUCGAAACGUCACGUUCUAUUUUUAGCUUUACAAACAACGUAUCAGCAACUUAUUUAUAUUGACGUUUUUAUACCCGAUCUCAAAACGCCGGGAGAUAAUAUGUGACCCCAGGUGACUGUGAUACAGAGUGUGGACAAUCUGAAAUUUCCUUGUCUUGCCAGAACAGAUGUUUUAUCUUCACCUUUAGUAUGAGGGAUAUUUCCCAGCGCAAAAAAAUACUGUAUACUAGACUGAGGAAGUAAUGUACUUCAUUAGCAAAACAUAACCAAAGCGAAAAAUGUAUUACACGUCGACAAUACACUUUCACCGUGUAAAACACGUCAGGUACAUAUUGCAACAGAGAUGUAACGCCCCUGAGCCGGAGACGCCAACAGAAACCUUCUUGCUCUUCGCUAUCAUUUAACUUCAAACAUUGUCUUAGAUUUAUACUUUUUUGAUUCAUGUUUUUUAUAUUAUUAUCAUUUCAAUUUUAUUUUGUUUUAAAAGAUUAGUGACUAGAAUUUCUUUUUUGAGACACUGCUCAGCUUGACCCAGAUUUUAAAACUGCGAUUUAAACCUUUUUUAUAUUCCUACACAGCACAAAUCACAGAUAGCUAUGUCAGCUUAUACAGUCGACUCUCUCUUAACGGACACCUCUGUAAAACGGACACUUAGAAUUGGUCCCUGCCUUUCUUUACUCCCUUUAUUUGACUCUCUAUACGGCGGACACCUCUCUAAAACGGACACUUAGUGCCGGUACCAAAGGUGUCCGUCUUAGAGAGAGUUGACUGUAGCUAGCUAGAUUUUUGUUCAGCUAGAUUUUUUCUCAUCUACGCUUAAUACAUUCUUAAACACCACUGCAUUACCUAAGGUGAAUAUACUUGGUGGAAAACUACGUACAUACACAAUAUGCUGAGAGUGCUUCUAGGCAAAGCGUACUGCAUAGAUUUAAAAAGAGCGCUGGACAGAGUGAUUAGCUAGGGUUGCCACAAAGCCAUGCCGAUUGAUAUCAAAAUCGUUCGUCAGUGACUGGUCAUCGGUCUCAUAUACAGUUUACUGUUUAUCCAGUUUAUUUGUCUCUAUCCGUCCAUGUAGGGGGAAUUCUCAUACCACCAGCCAAUCAAAGCUCCAAAGAGAUGCCCCAAACCUGCUCCUAUUGCACCGCCCACCAAGCUCGCUAUCGGGGCAGCUGCUGGGCAUACCGCUGUGCCGAUGCAUGAUCCGACGAUUCCAAAGCCCAAACGACAAGCUGCCUUGGCAACAAUGUCAACGAACUUGACUUUAAACUCUUCGAUAGUCUUACAAUAGGUGUAUGCUUUGUAGAUCUCAUGACCUGCUAGGCCAGCUUCCAUGAGGAUUGCUAACCCAUAUCCCACAUAGAGGGCAUUUUCAUUGAUGAAAACGGCCAGCUCGUCGGAAACAUUAGCCUGGAGCUUGAUAAGUAGGGGUAGUACUUUCUCUUUGGUUAUAUUUCUACCAAAGUCAUACAGGCCUGUGAAAGCAGAAUAGGCGACUUCUCGUGCUGUAAGGUACCAUUGUUCUAUUUGAAGGCUUACUUUCAGCCCACACAUGCUCCAAGUUACAAAAUGCUCACAGUUGUUCUUUAGAAUGUCAUACCAGUUUUCACCCAAUCUGGUGAAAGCUCUCUUGAUCACUUCCUCCGCGGAAAAGCGUUUUAAUUGAGCUGGCCAGAUGAUCUUUUUGACCUGUAAGAGUAAGAAAAACAUUUAAUAAUACACACUAUAUGCCGGAAUUUCUAAGUCUUGAACUGCUGAGUGGAGUAUUCCAAUACUAUUCAAAAUCUCUACAGAAAUUCUAAUUUUAUCGUGACUCUUUCAAGACUACACGCUUGCUUUGUCUCCAAAACAUUAUGCAUUUUGAUUUGUUCUGCGACCAGUUCUGCGUAAAAAAAAAAAUAACGAUUUCAAGAAUUUUGUCAACGCAGAAGUAGCAUCAAACAUGAUAGAAAGUGAAAUUGAAAAUCCAAAUUUAAACAAAUUCAAGGGCAAUGGAGAUUGGAAAGUGUGAUUCCGAUCUUUUCAUGCUCGCCCUUUUUUGCCUCAGUAGUUUAAUACCUGAUUAUUUAUCAAUUCGAGUACACGAUUUGUGUUACAAUAUACUGAUAAAGUACGGUAAAAUUCCUAAAAUAAAACCCUCCGAUAAAACAAGCCCCCGGGGCUUGUACUCGGAAAUUGCCCUCAAAUUCAAAAUAAAACACAGAAAAAUUGACAGUGACACAAAAAUUUUAUUACGUGUGCCAAAUGAUUGCAGUCAAAAAGUGUCACAGUAUAUUGCUGUUUGCGUACCGUUAUUCGAUUAACCGCCCUGGGCACUUAUUAAAUUUUUGGACCUUGAGAGUGGGCGCUAAUUCGAGGUGGGCACUUAUUUGGGGCUGGGCGCUUAUUAAAUUUUCAACAUUUUCAGCAAGAGUAGUAUGUUUAUUUUGCACAAAACAAUAAAUGGUAAUAACAAAAUGCGAAGAGGUAACAAAGCAAGGUUCCUGUUAAAUACCUUGAAGAAAACUCCAUCUUUGGGAAGUCCCUUAUUAGUACUUAUUCAAUUUUUUGGGAGUGGGAUGGGGGUGGUCGCUUAUUUAAGUUUGAGUGGGGGGGGGGGGGGGGUGGGCGCUUAUUCGAGGCUGGGCACUUAUUAACUUUUCCUGCCUUUAGGAUGGGCGCUUAUUUGAGGUGGGAGCUAAUUCGAGGUUGGGCGCUUAUUCGAAUAAAUACGGUAGUUCACUCCUCAGACUUGGCUUGGAUUUCUUUGGUCCAUUUAGACGAAGUACUUAUAUGGCUGAGUUUUAGAAAGAUCUACGUGAGUUUCAGUAAAACCAAGAUAAAUGUCCCUCCAACUAUGAGCUAACCCAAUGGAUUUUGAGACGCAUAUAAGCCUAGCCGACUAUAAAACGCAAAUUUCCACCCGUAUAUUAGAUGAGGUUUUAUUUUCUUUCUCUAGUCUUCAGACGCGGGCCGGAGAUUGACACACGAACUCUGAACACGACCACAAAAAUGUAAAAUAAGAUCUCUAACUUCGCGACUGAAGUAGUAUUACGCGCGCGCCUAAGAUAUUUUUGUGUUAAAAGGUUUUAUCUCUACUGAGUACGUACCUGUUGUUCCACAAGUUUCUCAGAUGAAAACAUUUUUUCUUCUAUUUCGCCCUUGACUCCAACAUCUUUGAAAGACGUGCAUCUCGACGCUCUACUGAUACCCCAAGCAGGUCCACUGUAGUGUAUUACGAUAACGUGGUUAUCUCCGCUGAAGGUACACAGCAUAUGAUGAACAUAAUAUUUUCUUUCAAGAACGAGAUGGUCACCUGCUUGAAUGCCGUCUGAAUUUUCGACAAGGACUUUCUUAAAGUCUUCUCUGUAUCUCUCCAUAAAUUCUUGCUGCUUUGCCAUCGAGCCCUGUUCGUACUUUCGCCAUUUUUCACGAGAAGGGACUGAAAACGCAGGCGGCAUGUUGAAAGCGUCUACCUAGAUGUUUCCUUCUCGCCGAUAAUAUAUUUUUUUGAAAGCAAAGGUUAUUAGGCCAGGGUUUUUCCCCCGAAAUAAAAUUGAAUGUUUUGUAAUAGUAGCAUCUUGGGAAUUCCCCUACCUUGUGUAUUUAAUAGUCAUGCAAUUAACAACUAAAAAUACUAUUGGAUAUUGGAACCUAUCAGUGAAGCGUUGAGCGUUUACCUCUAAGUUUGCGAUCACGAAAGGAAUCGAUUCGUCGCAAAGCGAGUAAUUUAUCAGACUGAACAAAAAACGCGCCAUUUUCUAAGCAAGACAGUAGGAACAAUUCGGCAUAUUAAUAAGAUAAAACAUCCUCGGAGUAAUACAUGGAUAAAAGUAAAGCGAGAAACGUCGCCUAUAUAAAGGAUCAUAAGGCCUCCGCUAACAAACAGAGUUUUCUUAAUUGACAUGAAAGACUGACAUUACUAUUAAUUACUCAUCCUUUCUUGUUGCUUAGAAUUUUUUUGUUGCAAGAAGCCGGAAGGAUAAAAAAAAAACACCUCGCAUAUUGACUUAAAGAAAACUAAGAGCUGAUCAGGAAAGUUUAUUUUCUCAAUAUUAUUUUGAAAGGCUUAAUCGUCUUGACGUUAAUAUUACCUUGCCCAGCCGGUAUUGACAUCAGUAGUUCUACAAGGAAGAUUCUGAUUGCCUCAGCUCUAUCAAGUUAAAAUCAACAUCAAAGGGAGAAAAUUUAUAUGCUGCCCAAGCCGCCAUGCAAAUCGUCUUCUACACCGUAUGCAGAUUGGUGUUUCUCGAGGGGAGGUUUUGGGCCGGUCGAUUAUGUUGUAUUUUUAGAAUCUCCGUUGACGAUAGCACUCGCUAAAAUCGAUAACAUUCGAUAGGGAAGGCGGAUCGAGAAAGGUUGCGCUAAAACCGCUAAGGGGCUUCUCUCUUCCCGCCUUACAGUGAAUUGACUGAGAGCCUGGCAGAGGCUAUUCUAGAACUAAAUCUAAGUUAGACUUGAGCCCAGUUUUGCGUAGAAAACAACUUGAAUCUGUAUCCUGAAAAUGAUUUCAGUUGCCUUAUGGAUGAGUGCUAAAAUUUAAAAAUACAGGAAACUCCCGCCCCUCCCAUUUUUUUUAGCCUGUACACAGACGCUGUAUUAUUUUUAUUUUCCUUCUUUUUCGUUCUCUUUCUUUUCCCCCUUGCGCUGGCAGUCAAUGAAUCCCCCGCGGUUUUUAUUUUUUAUCUCGCGCGCUCGACUGACUUUGAAGAAAAUAGAGGGUCUGUGAACAGGCUAUUAACAGUCUAGUCUUUUGUCUCCUGGGUUAAAACCCACAGCGAGAGGUCGAAACAUUGCACUCUAUGUUAGUAAUCAAAAGUGGAAGAUCAUUUCAUUCCGUGCAGGUGUUAAGAUGCAAACAAAUUUUUAAAAUUGUCGACUUGCACAAAAGAAGCUUCAUUUGUGAGCACGAAAGUGAUUUUAAUCAAACUUUUCACAUACAGGAUUCUUUUUUACAUCAUUUCCAUUAUAAAUUAUGAAAAGUAUUACAAUUAAUAAAAUUUUCAAAUUAAUCACCAGUCAAACAGGCAUCCAAUAAUCUUGCUUCUUCUCCUGCGAAUUCUCGUUUUGUCGGGAUAGUUGAAAAAGAAUCCACAAAGAAACUUGCCCAACGAAUGAAGAAGUUUCUUUCACCCCAGCAAUUUAAGCUCAGCAAGGCAGAUUUGGCUCCUCAGAAAGAAAUUUCCGAGUCCCCUGAAGACGAAACACAGAGCGACGUGGAGAAGCUCCAGGUACCCAUCAGCGACCAUUCUGUCGGACGCGCUACAGAUGAACUCGGUGAACCAGCCAAACGACUGGAGAAGAAGUUUUCCUCUCUAGAAUCAAAGCUUAGUUUGUCGAACCUUUUCUCUAACAAAAAGUCAGUUUUCAACAAGGCAGUUGACCCAGGCGAGUCAGACUCCAAACAACCGAACGACCAGUAGUCCAUCGUCGGCUCCUCGGGGAAAGUCGGAAAAACGUCUUUGUCGACAAACAGCGACGAGGGCUAGGAAAGUGCUAUAACUAACAGACACUUAUGCCAUUCUGUGUGCAUCCAUUUGUAUACCUGCCAACUCUCACGCCUUAGGCGUGAGUCUCAUGCCUGCUGGUUGAAAACUUCGAUCUCACGCUCGCUCACGCCUGCGGACCAAUUUCUCACGCCUGAUUGAAAAAUGUGAGUUGUUGCAAUUGCCGUCUUGCUUGACACAAUUUCCAAAAAUAUGUUAACUCAGACCCAUGUAAGGAACGAAAACCAUGUGUAAAAUGAAUAAAUGACAAUACCUUCCUCGCGAUCUCUGAUUUUGUGGAUAAGCGUUUUCUCGAUAACCUCGCCUUCGCCAGACUUCGGACGUCUUCGGGAAUCUUCGGAAAUGAUCGUGUCGUUUUCAAAAAUCCCAGCACUCCCAGGAUAAAAAUCUCACGCCUGCAUCUCAGAAAAAGUUGGCAGGUAUACAUUUGUCGAUUUAAUAGUCCUAACACUGUAUGUCUGUCUCUUCCUCACGUAUGCUGAGUUAUAAUACUCAAAAUAAUCAUCUGGGAUUUGUUUUAGUGAAAGGUUUGUUUUACUGUGACAAUGGAUGGAUCGAAACGCAUCAAUGACAUGUUGAGUCUUCAUAGCCAAUAACAUCAUGGCUUAACCGACAGAUGACCAAUAAAAUUGUGACUUAAUUGACCAAUCAGUUUAAUAAUCAGAGUUUAAUACCAUCAACUAACGUGAUACAACUCACUUUGACUAGGAAGAUGAUUACUGCACAGGUUGUCUAAAUGUCAGUCACCAACAUCAACAGUCUUAUUCAAGACUUAAGAUCAUACCAAAGCUACUUAUGGAUUUGUUUUUGUUUCUUUCAGUUGAUGAUGGAUCAAUCAUUGAUGUUAAUUUCACAGAUUUUGUCUAUCAUGCUCCAGAAGGAUUUCAGAAGAUUAUGUUUGAGAAAAAUCUUUUAUGAUCAAUAUUGUGAAAAAUAGGAUUUUUUAAUAAUUAAUAUUAUAUAUUAAUAUUAUUGUAUUGUGAAACCUCAUUAUUAUGAAUGUUCCCAUAAUUAGAGGGGUUAAGCAUCACGCUUACGCCAAAUGGCAAAAGCAAAUUUGUACCAUCUGACCAAGUUUCCCCUUUACUUGUUUUUUACUGUUUAUUAUUUCAACGCAUAAAUUAGUAGUUUCAUGCAAUUUUUUAUCCAUAAGAAUUGUUUUGAGCUGUUUUUAUCUGCUCAUUUUCUAUUUUGAGAAUUUCAGCUUGAAUCUGCCAUUUGCCGUUUGCCGUAUACAUGAAGCUUAAUCUCUCUAUUAUUUUCUUACUCCUACAAACCAUGAUUUCCAACAACAGUGUAGGUGUUCAUACUAAAAGAUGUUAAAUCUAUAAAUGAUUGAAUUAGUUUGUAAUACUUUGGGACCCCAAAUAGCCACUGUAUUGACUUAAUAAACCAGGAGACAUACAAAUUUAUUCCCUUUAGAUUAUUCAUUUGAAUUUUUGCGGUAGUAGAGCAGUAUAAUGUUAGAGAAUGUGUAACUUAAGGGUGGAUCUAAUUGAUCUUAUUCUACAAUAGAUUAUCACUGAAAGAUUGUUACAAAUCACUUUGUCACCAGUGAAAUGCAACAUUUGUACAUAAAUAAGAAAUAGUGGUGACCAAUGGUAGGCUCAACCGACCAAUUUCAAUAUAUUAAAAUUAUACUUAGCUCCAAGGCUUGGGGGAAUAAAACAAAAGAAAUGUAGUAUUCAUUCAAGUACGAAUUUUAAUAUAUAGAAACUGGUCUCUUACCAGCCACUGUUCGAGAAAAUGAGCCUACAUUCCUCCCCAUUUAAGAGUCUCUCUUUGGAAAAGAUCAAAGACCAGACUCGAAAUAAAGGUGGAAAGAGAUCCUUAAACAAUAAAUAACUAUAAUUUGUAAAAAAUAAUCAUAUAACCUAUUGUUAAAUGGUAUUAUCAUGUGUUAUAAAUCCAUACUUAACUAGAAGAUUCUGUAUGAAAUCCUCUAGCCGUUUCUUAAAACAAAAAAUUUUAACAAUAUGAAACAGUGAUGAGGAAUAUUUUGGUUUCAAUAAAUACUACGAUAUAGGUGAC
Molecule: messenger RNA, 13771 nt
Organism: Porites lobata
Lineage: Eukaryota; Metazoa; Cnidaria; Anthozoa; Scleractinia; Poritidae
Source: the annotation of a GenBank genome assembly